Messenger RNA from Heterobilharzia americana, 642 nucleotides. Lineage: Eukaryota; Metazoa; Platyhelminthes; Trematoda; Strigeidida; Schistosomatidae. The record is from the annotation of a GenBank genome assembly.
AUGUAUACUAUACAAAAUGCUCACAAAAAAGGAGUAACUGCACUGUGCACCACGUCAACAUGCGAUCGCAUAAUCAGUGGUGGAGGUGAGGGUCAAGUACGGGUAUGGGAUGUCAAAGAAACUCUCCCACCAAACAAUCAACUACACCGAUGUCGACAAAAACGUACAGAGAAGCAUAAUAGUGAUGGGUCUGAAGGUAUCCCGGAAUCUACAUUCGCCAGUGUUCUAGUGGCUGCAAUGUAUGAACACACGAAUGCCGUUUCAUGCAUUCAAAUAAGUAAAGACGAUAAGUCAUGUGUUUCUGCUUCAGCAGACUCCACGUGUAUUAUUUGGUGUUUGGAAACAUUCCGUCGAAAACAGAUUCUUUUCUCAAAUACGUUAUUUCGAUGCAUCUGUUAUCAUCCAACUGAAUGUCAAAUCAUCACAUCUGGAACAGAUAGGAAAAUAGGCUAUUGGGAAGUAUACGAUGGUUCACUGAUUAGACAACUGGAUGGUUCCCGGUCUGGAUCCAUCAAUGGAAUGGAUAUUACAACUGAUGGUGAUACAUUUGUCACAGGCGGGAAUGAUAAACUUGUCAAGUUGCUUGAUGUACAGAAGAACAGGUUUAGUGGUGAAUUGGAUUUUGCACAGUUUAUAGUAUAA